Molecule: messenger RNA, 213 nt
Organism: Acytostelium subglobosum LB1
Lineage: Eukaryota; Evosea; Eumycetozoa; Acytosteliales; Acytosteliaceae
Exons: 1
Coding region: 1-213 (70 amino acids)
Source: RefSeq, a predicted model, not a curated record
AUGUUGUUGAUGUUGUUGAGGUUGAUGUUGCUGAGGUUGUUCACUCAAUUGAUCAUCGAGAUCGUAGUCAGGUAUGAAUAUAUGUCUUUGUUGCUGUACUGGAGCGCUGGUGAAUGGUCGUUGCUCUUGUUGCAAGCGCUGGUGUUCGUCAUUCUCAGAGAGGGUGUCACCAUGGGUGUCACCAUGGGCGUCAUUGUGGUCAGGGGAGAAUGA